GGUGUAGGGCACUGGGUGCUCUGUCUGUCGGCAGUAAGAAUUCACCAGAGCAGAACUCAUCAUCUCGUCUUCCAGCAUAAUCCAGUCUUGUUGAACAUAGCAAAACAGUCGGUUAAGAGACUCGAUCGAGUACGGUUGGUUUAGUUGAAAACGCGUUCGAAAGUACGUACAGGUGCAUUUGUUUGUGUCACGCGUAUUGCCUACUGGUUGUCAUCGUUACGCGCGUGUUGCUGUCGUAUUGCAGUGUGAAACAAUUGAUUUGAUUAUCAUUCGGUCACGCAAAAAUACCUCGCGGUACCUACGGUUGUGGUGGUGCUGGUGGUCAUUUGCAUAUCGAAGAAAAAAAAAGACGUAUUAAAUAGCAACUCGAAAGGACGAGUUUUCCUUAAACAGAAUGUGCUGGUGACUGGUGACUGGUGAACCAAACGACGGAUUUGUGCUUGACGAAUAAAUGUUCGUGACCUUCGUGUGUGGAGAUUGCUUUGGCAUUUAGAGCUCUGUUGGCUAUACAAGCGUGAUAGAGAACCGGUGGUGUGUGAAGCCGCUAAAACGAGUUCUUUGCGUGGUCAAGUACAAGCCUGCGACCAGCGAUGGAAUAAUAAUCAUUCGAAUAAAUAUUAAUCGUAACAGUCUUCGUUGUUGUUAUUGUCGUCGUCGUCGUCAUCGUCGCCGUAUAAAGCGAGGACUCGGUGUUGUUGUUUCGCGGAAUUCAUAACAGCAAUCUCGUGAGAUCACCCGUUCGUUCGUUCGUGAGUCCCAGUCGGGGUGGAAUUGCCAGUGAUAGUACAUUGAAACACAAUCGAACACGCGUAACUGUUCAUCAUAGCAAGUGAAACUGACCUGGCUACCGACCACAACGCGUCAAGGGAGUAAUUCACUACUCAGACCGAGGCGAACAAAAGCGCAAAACUGGACCACAACAGCCACGCAAUAUUAACGCAUUCGAGCUCGGUUUGCUGUGCUGUCCAGUUCCCCCGGUACGUUGAAGUACAGUUAGCUUCCCGGUGCUCUAAUACAAUUCAAAGUAACGUUAAAAAACAAACUGUUUGAGUUUCAUAUUUAAGUUCGGGAGAAAGGGAAAGAAAUAAAACAUUAAAAGUAGCGAAAAAAUAUAACCCACUCGUGCGAUUCGUGUGCCCUGCCCAUCAAAGGCCGUAUUGUUCACGGCUUUUUUUUAUUUCUGGGGGUAACUGAAAACCAGGUAAACAGCCGCCAUCGUCCUCAUCGUCCUCGUCGUCGUCGUCGUCGUCUUUGCUCUGAUGGUACUGUUAUAGCCGGUUUCCUUUAUACAUGCAACGAUCCCAGAAGGUAAUUUCUAUACACAUAUAGUCUUCGCGAAGCCGGCUAAUGUAUGCUAAUGUCAGUGAUUGAAUUACGUACACAGCAAUGACAGCUGCAUUGCACUGACUGCUUUAUGUUCGGUUGUGUAUCGGGAUUUCUACGUGAGUGAAUUUAUUCUUGGCCGGUGAACGGCGGGGAUCGGUAUCCUGUUAGUGCAGCUGAACCGGCGAAAACAUUGUCUUGCAAGUGGACCAGGUGCGAGGAGGUGUUUUUUUCCUGGAAUAAAUAUUUCGGGGAUAAACAAAACGUUGGAUUAUUUCCCGACUGUUUGGCGAUUCAUUUCGCGUGAUCAAAAAGAUUUGCGUUCAUUUGGAACUUAUCGAGGCAGAGGAUACUAGUGUCGUAUCGAGUAGAUUGGCCAGGAAGGGACAGCAGCGACCCUCGCGGUGAAGAUCAAUAGACGAUCUACUGAUCAGCUUCCUGAUCAUUGAAAUCAGACACUAGCCGUCACAGUUACAUAUAUAAUCGGGCCGGCCAACCGUGAAGCAAGAGAGACUAAGCAGCAUGCUGACACCGCUCGGAUCGUUGCAGCAACGUUACGAAUUUUGUUGAAUUAUCAUAAAAUUCAUCAGUGCAUAACGGUCCGAGAUUUAUCAACACCUGGGUGUACAGUUUCAUCCUAGGUGCAGCACCGACUACACCCUGAACUAACGGGGCCCCCCAAACAAGCCAGGCCACGAUGGAAACCGUACAAGUGGCACUACUUCUGGUAGCAGCGUUACUUACGCACAAUUUGGUAAACUCAUUUCCGCAGCAUUACGAUUACGUGAUAGGAGCGGACUACGUUGGCGGAGGAGCUACCGGAUCGAACACGAGUGGAGCAUCGUCAGGCGGCAGUCGAGGCAGUAAUGGUAAAGAGGAACGCUUCACUUGCCCGGAGCCAACCCCGACCAGUGAUUGCAGUUGCAUGUAUGCCAGCACCGAUUACGAGAUUCAAUGUCCCGUGAUUAAUCCGGAAAUUACGGUGAAAAUCAAACCGGGAAUGUACGCCCAGAUACAGUGCUACGAGAAACAUGAGUUCAGUGAGAUGCCCACGUUGAAUGUCGGUAAUACUACCCAGGUGAAGAUUAUACACUGCCCGCUGCCACCCCGCAAAUCCAUCCGGCAGUUCGUCAGUUUUCUUGGUGUGAAACACGUGAAGGAUUUUUGGUAUCAGAACUACGGCAAAGAUCUAGGCGUUCGUCUCGUUCGGCAGCACUUUGAAGGUAUGCAGGAUUUGGAGAAGCUUUUCCUCAGUUCCGGAAUCGAAGAUAUCCAACCGGAUCUGUUUGCCGAUCUGCCGAAUCUCAGAUGGUUGAUAUUACGCAGCAACCAUGUUAAACUCUUGCAUAAUGUAUUCGAUAAUCUCACAAACCUGGUCAUACUGGAACUGGGAGCCAACCAGAUCACCGAGCUUGAACCAGGCUUGUUCAAGAACCAAAGAAAACUUCGUCACUUGAAUCUUUGGCGCAACCAGCUUCGUAACAUCACUAGGGAAUCAUUCCGCGGGGCCGAGACUCUACAAGAGCUGGAUCUUUCCGUUAAUGCCAUCGAAUCGCUCAACCCGGACGUGUUCACUUUGCUGCCGGAUUUGACCGUGCUAAAUCUAGGAUUCAAUCGGUUUCCAGCUCUACCAGAGAAUCUUCUGUCCGACAAUCGCAAUCUCAAAGAGUUCAAAUUCAUCAACAAUCAAGGCCCUCUGCAAACCUUGCCGGAAAACUUCCUGAGCAAUCUGCCCCAACUGAAAACUGUAAUACUCAACCGGUGCAGCUUUACACAUCUUCCUGCCUCACUAUUCCGCGGUUCCAGCGAUAUCACACAUAUGGAUCUCAGCUACAAUCAACUCAGCUCCGUGCCGAAACAGCUUCUCAGGGAUCAGCUGCGGCUGCAAGAUUUGAACCUAGCCUACAACGAACUAGAGAUGAUUCCCGAUGGGUUGUUCGAAAAUACCAAGGAGCUUCUAACACUGCAGCUGUCCAACAAUCGGCUGUAUAAUUUAUCAGCUCUUAUAUUUUCUUCCCUGGAAAAACUUACCGUGCUAAACAUCGACAACAAUCAUCUGCACGUGAUCGACAAGCUCACGUUCAGUGGAACCAUCGCGCUGGAAAAACUCUACAUGCAGAACAAUCGGCUAUCGUUCAACGAGUUGAGUUUCGUUAUGCAGGAACUGGACAUCACCGACAGUGACGGUACACCGUUCCAGUACCUGAACAAUCUUCGUGUGCUGAAUCUGCGCAACAAUAGCAUCACAACAAUCUUCCGCGAUUGGAACUACAACACGCUGAAGCUGCGCGAACUAGAUCUCAGCUACAACAACAUCUCGACAUUGUCCUAUCUGAGUCUACAGUUCGUAUCCGAAGACAUCCGGGUUAACCUUUCGCACAAUCGCAUCACGGAAAUCGACCUGAAGGAUAUGGAACCGCUUAUAACGUCGCAACGUCAGCAGAGCGAAGACGGAAAGAUCCGGGUAGAUGUGAACAACAAUCCGCUGAACUGCAACUGUGUCAUCUUCACCUUCGUUCAGUACUUACUGAAUGAACUGGAUAGGGCUGUGUAUCAACGUAUUCAGUUUUCGGCCGACAACCUAAGCUGCAUGGAACCGGAGGAACACAAAGGGACACAAGUUAUGCAGUUGCAAACCAAAGAUCUCCUCUGUCAACUGGAUCAACCCGGCACGGAAAUCAAACGUUGCCCGGCCAAAUGCAGCUGUUUCGUACGACCGGUGGAUCGUGGUGUCAUUGUGAACUGUACUCGGCAAGGGUUGGUCGAGGUGCCGCCACUGCCGCAACCAGCCAUGUUCGGGUUCAACUUCCUCGAGUUACACAUCGAGGAAAACAACAUCACCAAACUGCCGACGGAAAGUCUUGCCGGAUACGCUAGAGUUGCCGAACUGUACGCUACCGGCAAUGGCAUCACUGUAUUGGAACCGGAGAAUCUUCCCACCAGUUUGCGGAUAUUGGAUCUGACCAAAAAUAAGUUAACCAUGUUGAAUCAUUCCGUCGUGGAAGCGUUGAACAAUAGCAAGCAAUUGGCAAGUUUACAGCUUUCGGACAACCGGUGGCGCUGUGAUUGUGCUUCGUCACAGUUUCUGAAUUUCGUACAACAAAAUCACAAAAAGGUUGUAGAUAUCGGGCAAGUAACCUGUGAAGAUGGUCGGACGUUCGAUUCGAUUACGGUUAGCAUUCUCUGCAAUGAAAAUACCACCACCAUCAUCGCCGUCAGUAUUAUUCUGUCGAUCGUGGGUCUUCUGAUUGGACUGUUCACGGUGCUGUACUUUGCCUAUCAAACGGAGAUCAAGGUUUAUAUGUUCACGCAUAACAUUUUCAUGUGGUUGGUAUCGGAAGAGGAUCUAGACAAGGACAAACUGUACGAUGCGUUUAUUUCCUACUCCCACAAAGAUGAGGAAUUCAUUACGGAACAUCUGGUGCCGACACUGGAGAAGGAACCAAUGAAUUUCAAGACUUGUUGGCACGUUCGCGAUUGGAUGCCGGGAGAGUUGAUUCCAACACAGAUCACGAAAUCCGUAGACGACUCACGCCGAACCAUCGUAGUACUUUCAGCAAACUUCCUGGAAUCAGGCUGGGGUCGCAUGGAAUUCCGUACUGCACACCUCAAUUCAAUGGCCGAAAAGCGUGUGCGAGUGAUUGUAAUCCUCUACGGUGACAUCGGUGAUAUCGAGGAACUGGACUCGGAAGUAAAGGCAUAUCUCAAGAUGAAUACCUACGUGAAAUGGGGUGAUCCGUGGUUCUGGGAUAAACUGCGCUAUGCUAUGCCACAUCCUCCGGCCGUCAGAGGACUCAAGAACAAGGGUUUGGUCAAGAACCAUAUCAAGAGCUCCGUCGAUGACAAACUAGAACUGAUCAAACCUGUCCCUGUUACUCCUCCUCCAUUGACUACUCCGCCGGCAGAAAUGAACGGACAAAUAACCCCACCGUUUACCAUCUCCAAUGGCAAAGUGAUGAACGGAAACGGCUACCACGCCAACGGGCACAUAAUGAAUGGGCAUAUCACCAAUGGUCACGUAAACGGUGCCUUCAUGAUAAACAGCAAUGCCAAACAAAGUGACGUGUAGCUGGCCGUUUCCAACGUUGUCGAUUUUGGGAAACAAUUGAAUCACUGGCAGUAGUAAAAACCGCUGAAACCAAACCAAGAAUCAGACUGAAUUGAUGCGUGAGAUUAGAGGCACACCUUAUGUCGACAGCAUAACUGUACUCUGCACAAUAGUUGGACCCUUAAAUCACGAAAGCGAUAAUUUGACAUGUGAUAAAAUUUAGGCACACGAAAAAUACAAGUGCUGUACAGUAAACCACGUAUAUCGAAAAGUGUUUAUAAGAACCAAACAUAUCCCCACACCUACGACACAGUUGGGUACAGAGUGUAAUCUCACCAAUUCCACUAAAUAUCUUUAACGAAUCUGAGGCUUCUACACUAGGAAGAAGCCAUAGUGCAAAAUGCGAGCUUCUGAAUGGAAACGGAAACACAAAUCAACGAUGAGCCUUUUGUACAUAGAUGACAAAAAAAGCCUUAUUUAUUUCGUAUAACUAUCCCACUUUCGGUGACGUAGCGAAACGUUACAUAAAUGUCCUGCUGUUAAGUAAAUGUUAAUAUCCUGUGUAAUAUCCUAACAACACCGAAUUGUGGUACACCGCAUCCUCCUUGUGCGUAAUGUGCAGAUACGUGAAAAAUGCACGUACGAAAAUCGCCACACUAUAGGCGUAGUAACUAUGUUAGGUAAUGCCAGAGAAUUAUUUUCUUUAAUUUGUUUGUGUAAGUAUAGUAUAGUGAACGUGAUUGUUUGUUAACCGUAAGCUACCUUUGUAGGACAACAGAUUUAGCUUUAGUAGUUCGAUUUUAAUACGGAACAAGUAUCUGAUCUUAUCCAAAUAUUGUAGCAAUAUAAAGACGAGUUUCAAGAGCAGUGAAACGGAUGUUCUAUGGAUGAAUAAACAUGUACAUUUUUAAAACAGA
Molecule: messenger RNA, 6288 nt
Organism: Malaya genurostris
Lineage: Eukaryota; Metazoa; Arthropoda; Insecta; Diptera; Culicidae
Product: protein toll-like
Exons: 7
Coding region: 2021-5392 (1123 amino acids)
Biological process (GO): toll-like receptor signaling pathway; immune response
Cellular component (GO): membrane
Molecular function (GO): protein binding; transmembrane signaling receptor activity
Source: RefSeq, a predicted model, not a curated record